UGCAUGUGUUGGAAAACAAGCCACAAACAAGGUAAACACUGUAUGCAUACCAUUUAGUAUUUCGUGUAUUUUCGUGAUAAAAUUAUUAAAUUCAGUUCGAUAUAAUGGCAGAAGUAAGUGAAAAUGCUGUAAGGAAUAUCGGCAAGGUCUUAAAUGAUCCUUCCAGACCUAUGAAAGAGCGUUUUAGAGCGCUUUUCACUCUCAGAAACUUGGGUGGGAGCACCGCUAUAGAAUGCAUUAGUACAUGUUUUGUUGACGAAUCUGUGCUUUUGAAACAUGAGUUAGCAUAUUGUUUAGGGCAAAUGCAGGAUAAAAAAGCUAUUCCCAUCCUCAGGAGUGUGUUAGAAGAUAAAAAUCAGGAUCCGAUCGUCCGCCACGAGGCCGGUGAGGCACUCGGUGCAAUUGGUGACCCUGAUCUACGAACGCUACUAGAGAAAUAUAAAAAUGACCCAGCGGUCGAAGUAGCAGAGACCUGUCAGAUAGCUUUAGAACGGCUCAAUUGGGUAGCUGGAGAUGGUAGCAAAGAGAGUCUAUCAAAAAGUCCGUAUUCUUCUAUAGACCCAGCUCCUCCGAGUGCGGAUAAUGAUGUGGAGAAAUUAACUGCUAUUUUGAUGGAUGAAAGCAGGCAGUUGUAUGAGAGAUACAGGGCCAUGUUCAGUUUGAGAAACAUGGCAACAACUGAGAGUAUUAAUGCAUUAGGAAAAGGAUUCCAAGCAACCAGUGCCCUAUUCAGACACGAAGUAGCAUUUGUAUUUGGUCAAAUGCAGGAUGAGAGGAGUGUGCCAUUCCUCAUAAAAACAUUGGAAGACACAGCGGAGCAUGAAAUGGUUCGGCAUGAGGCAGCAGAGGCUCUUGGCUCUAUUGCCACUGAAGAAUGUACUGCAGUUCUGAAGAAAUAUCUAAAGGACCCCCGGCCCGUGGUCCGGGAGAGCUGCGAAGUAGCAUUAGACAUGUCGGAGUACGAGAAUAGCCCGGAAUUCCAGUACGCCAAUACCUUGCUCACAGUACAAGGGUAGCUUUCUAUCUAUGCAAAAAUCGUAAAUAUAUAGACGCAUCGGGAACCGAUGGAUGGUUCGCAUCGUUUCGACCGUCGCGUCACGCGAAUUUAAUUCAUGUGAAAAGCCACGAUGUUAACAAAAUUAUUUGUAUUAGUACUUCUGAAUUUACACUCAUGACAACUUUGGUGAAAUAACUAAUGACCAAAUAAACGUUGGUGAAAUAAUAACAUCACUAAACAAAAUUAAAUCACAUUAUAUGGCACAUCUUUUAAUCUUGUAUUCUUUUUAAUUACGGCAUUAAUAUUAAAAAUGAUAAUUCACGUAAGCAUUAUAGGUUAUCAUCAUAUUUUGAUGCUAGAAGUAUUUUAUAAUUUUAAGUGUCUAGGUUUUUAUUAGGGUUUUCCAAUUCCUUAAAAAAAUAUCUUUCCCAAUUUAUACACACAAUAAAUGUAGACACAAGGUUUUGCCCAGAGCAGAGCCUUCGGGAAUUAACAAAAAUACUGUUACCGCCUUGUAGGUAGUAAAGGCAGACCUAAUUUUUUUGUAGCCAGUGUCCAUUUUAUGAAACAUAGGUAUAUCAUUUCGGAUAGUAUUAGGGUGCCGAACAUAAACUCUUCAUGGGAUUAUUUCAUGCAAUUGUAUAACAACACAAUUAAGUCGCUUAUUAUGCUAAUUUUUGCAAAACUCUUCUCUUCUUUUAAACUUAUUAUUGGAAACCGUUUUUUAUCCUACUACGACAGAAGAGAUUUGUUCUAAAAUCUACCUAAUAUGCGUGUAUUAAUAAAUAGUUUUUAUACUUUAUCAUAAUAAAAUUGACGAAAAUAUUUUUAUGAAAUAAAUUCAUUGUUACUUGUUAAA
Molecule: messenger RNA, 1856 nt
Organism: Amyelois transitella
Lineage: Eukaryota; Metazoa; Arthropoda; Insecta; Lepidoptera; Pyralidae
Gene: nero
Product: deoxyhypusine hydroxylase
Exons: 4
Coding region: 105-1016 (303 amino acids)
Biological process (GO): peptidyl-hypusine biosynthetic process
Molecular function (GO): deoxyhypusine monooxygenase activity
Source: RefSeq, a predicted model, not a curated record